AUGCCGCGGAGACGUGGCGGUGCCAAGUCAAUCUCCAAGAGCCCUGAGCUGACCCGGCAAGCCACAUCGCCGGAAACACGGUUACGCAGAGCUACGCGAGGCGCUAGCCUGACACCCUCGAAGCCGGCCAGGCGUCACCCAACUGAGGCACUGCAUAUGACCACGCGCGCUGCUGCCAGCGCUGCUUCGACCGCCGGCACCGACUCUGCUGCUGACUCGGUCGCCAGUGCUGACAGUCGCCGCAGCUCCUUCAACCUCGCCGCCGACCAGGCUGCAGAAAUUGCCAAUCACCAUCAGCAUUCCACCAAUGGCACCCGGCCUUCUGCCGAACUCGACCAACCCCCCGUCGACUCUGCAGAUGCCGAUGUCUCGGAGCUGCCGUCAUCCCAACCCCCCAAGAGCAAUAAAAGGAAACGCUCUUUGGCCGUUGAUGAUGACCCCGUCGCCGAGCCCCAUCUCAACGGUGUCAAUGGCACCACCCCCCUGGAAAACGGAGACGCAGCAACGAGUGAAGAUGCUCCCACUGCCGACGCUCCUCCACGUAAACGCCAGUCCAAAGGCAAAGGUAGAGGCAGGGCUCCGUUGUCGACCCAGACUAGUUUUGCGGGCCAGUCCGAGGCCACCACGACUCCGCCAUCUAAUCAGUCGCCCGAAAAGGAAACUACCGAUCAGCAAAACGCUUCCGAAAACCCGGAUGCCGAUGGCGACAAGCCUGCCAAGCAAACAAAAAGGCUACCCGGUAGGCGGCGCGCUCCAAAUUCCAAUCCCAGCAUUGAGGCGGAUCUGCGUCGCCAAUUGCAGCUGAAGACAGCCUAUCGUGCCGUCGUCAAGGUCUUGAAACCGGUCUUGGCGGAACUCUCGGAUCGGACCAUCAACGACGUCGAGGAUGAUCCGAUUGCUCACCAGCAGAGUGAUCAGUAUGAGGUGGUCAAAGCAGCUUUGGAUGCCCGGCUUGCUGAUCAGCUGGCGUACUUGAACAGCAAGUAUAAUCACACCAAGACCCAUGUCGACCGUCGGAAUACAGCCGAGACUGAAAUUGCAAAGACCGAGUUUGAGAAUGUUUUCCAGUUUCUCCAAGAAGAUUUUCUCGUACGGUGUCAGCAUCAGUUGCUUGUUAUUGAACGGGAAGCCAAUAUACAAGAACAGGAUGGGUAUGCUACUGAAGAUGAGGAUGGCCUCAUUCCUCGUCGGCGUGGUAUGCAAUAUAAAUGGCGGUCAACCGGCUUUCUGGACCCGGCAUCCGACUCCCGCAGCAGAUUCUUCAUCGAAACCCAAAAACUCAUGGACCGGCACGAUCUUCGGGAGGCCUCUAGAAAGAAACGCAAUGCGUUCCUUCAAGAAAACACCAAGGAAUUUGACCGGGCCACGGUGGACGACGCGAGGGAUUCUACAACGUACAAUGCUGACUAUCGAGCAUAUGCCACUGCGGUUUUCAACACCUCAAGACUUGCUGAUGCUGCCGAUGCUGUCGAGACGGAGAAACUGCUGCAGUAUAUUAAGCCCCUUCCAAACGAAGACGCUCUGGGUCUGCAGCUACUCGUGUCCGCAAUCGACCGGCCUGCUGAGAGUGUCCACUCAAGGGUCGAUGGCACUCAAUCAAGAGCAUCAUCCACCCCUAUGCCUCCAAAAAGUCGAGAUAAGCAGUUGUCGGCAAGGUCCACACCAGCUAAGCCCUCUGUGAGGUCUCGCGCUGUUUCCCCAUUCGAGACGGGUUCGGCUGUUUCCUUUGGAGAGGCAGCUAUGUCGAUGGACAGUGAGCGCGAGGAAGAGGCUCCAACGAAGGCUGCUGAGCAACAGCCCCUCUCCGAGUCGCAACUCAACGGUCAGAAGCGCAAUAUUGCAGAACCCAAACCGAACAAGUCAUAUGCGCAGAAGAUCAAUGAUAUCCUGAGGGACCCAACUCCAGAACCCAGUUCGAACAGAAUCAGGGACAUACUGAAUAAAGGGGAUGAUGCUCCACUGUCCAUCAGCUCUACUCCAGCCACCGAGAGCCCCGCUCCUCUCCCGCCUGUCAUUCUCCAGCCCCUUUCGUCAGCCAAAGCCACACCGGAGCCUAAGCAUGCUGAGCCCGUUCUGGAAGCGCCAUCAACAGUGGCUAGCACUGCCACGCAGCCCGAGGAGCCUGUAGCUCGCGCUCAAAGUUCAUCUGCUGCUCCGGAAGGACAGCAGAACGAAAAUACCAAUCAGCCGCGUAAGUCUUUCUGGGAUACCAUCGGCAGCGGCAGUAAGGCGAGGACUUCUAGGGCGCCGACGCCUGAGAAGACACCGUUGGCACGUAUCCGGCAGAUCCUUAACCCGUCCAAUUACAACCGCAAAGGCUCGGAUGCCACCACUGUAUCGGCGGGGACGCCUGAGAGGUCUUCGGAAAAGCCCGACAUGGCACCCCCGGCGGCGAGAGCAUCGGUGACCAGAGACGAUGUGAGCUCAAGACGAUCAUCAAGCGCGGCGAGCGUCGUGUCGCAGGCGGUCAGCGCGCCUCCACAGACGACUCGGUCUCCAGUUCAGCCGCCGCCGCCUCCUCCGAAGCGUGCUUCGACGCGCGACCCUGGCCUGGAGAGUAGGCAAAACCGAUGGAGGGCGGCCGUGCCUCCGCAGCACGGGCCGACGCCCCCGUUCGGGCACUCGCGCGGCAACUCGGGCAACCCGCCUCCUUCCGCAUUCGGCAAGCCGCACGACUGGACGCUGCGGGAGACGCCGGUGCGCAGUCCACUGCCGCCGACCGGUGCCCCUCCGCCCCAACCCCCGCCCACCUACCAAGGCUACAUGGCGCCGUACGACGCGCGCGCACAUCCACCCGUCGGCUACCCACCGCCUCCGGCGCCGACUUAUGCGCCGGGCCCGCCGCCACCGAACCCCUACCUCACCGCCGUGCCGAGCAUCCGGCCGCAGUUCCCGCACCCGCCCGGCCCGCCGCCCUACCAGUCCAUCUACGCCCCGCCGCCGACGGGCUACCCCACGCACCCGACGCCGUACGGGCCGCCUCCUCCGCCCCCGCCCCAGCACUACGCCGGCCCGCAGUACGGCGGCCAACCAAUCCUACCCGCCACGACACUGGACCGGCGCGCAAGCGCACAACACGCACAACAUCAGCAAACGCAGCCACCGCCGGGCACGCCACCCACAUACGGUCCGCCACCGCCGGUCUUCAGCCAGCAGCAACAGCAACAGCAGCAGCAGCAGCAGCAGCAGCAGCAGGGAGUAGAGCAGAACGGAGCGAGGGGCGGCGCGGGACUAGGUGCAAAUGGCGCAAACGGCGCGGGCAGGGGCGGCAAGAAGCGCUGGCGUAACCACCCCGCUGGCACGGAGUUUAGGCCGUACACGGGGCCGAAGAGGCAUUAA
Aplosporella prunicola CBS 121167 is the source of this 3339-nucleotide messenger RNA. RefSeq lists its product as uncharacterized. The transcript has 3 exons. Lineage: Eukaryota; Fungi; Ascomycota; Dothideomycetes; Botryosphaeriales; Aplosporellaceae. The record is from RefSeq and is a predicted model, not a curated record. Bases 1 to 3339 code for a protein of 1112 amino acids.